GCAGAGGUCAGAGCUCAGAGUGCAGGCGGACCGCGGAGAGACACGCUCAGUUCAUCUACAGGAGGAUGGAGGUGGAGAACCGACCCAACGGAUUUGACUUCUCCAAACGGGACAAAUUACUGAGCAGCGGUUUUUAUGAAGAGAACUCCCUUCAGGACGACACAGAGGACGGAGGUGAGCGCUGGUGUCUGAUCUGUGGGGACCGGGCAUCCGGGCUGCACUAUGGCAUCAUUUCCUGUGAGGGGUGUAAGGGCUUCUUCAAACGCAGUAUUUGCAACAAGCGCAUCUACCGCUGCAACAGAGACAAGAACUGCCAGAUGUCCCGCAAGCAACGCAACCGCUGUCAGUACUGCAGACUGCAGAAAUGCCUUCAGAUGGGAAUGAACCGCAAGGCAAUCAGAGAAGACGGGAUGCCAGGAGGGAGAAACAAAAUGACUGGGCCUGUACAGAUCUCGCUGGAGGAGAUCGAACGAAUCAUGUCUGGCCAGGAGUUUAAAGAAGGAGCUGAACUAUCAGAUAGGUGGAGCCACGGCUACAGUAACCACAGUUCACCUGGCAACAGUAUCUCCGAGGGCGGUCAGACCUUAUCUUUUUCCGCGCUGUCAACCAGCCGUUCUGUGGAUGUGAGCACAUACCCUGCAUCCUGUAGAGAUCAGUGCAGCAGUCCUCAGCUGACACACUCUUUCCUGUUGUGUAAAUAUCCUUUACCGCCCUCUACUGGCAGCAGCCUGAAGACGCAAUUGCACACACUGUCAACCCAGCUACUUGCUGCUGAAGAUCUCACACCUCUCACUACACCCAUGGUCAUAGAAGAGGGGUAUAAUGUGACUCAAUCGGAGCUGUUGGCUCUGCUGUGCCGUAUAGCUGAUGAGCUGUUAUUCAGACAGAUUGUCUGGCUGAAGCGUUUACCCUUCUACAGCAAUCUGUCCAUCAAAGACUGCACUCGUUUACUGGGGGCUUCCUGGCAUCAGCUCAUCCUGCUCUCCUCACUCACUGUGCACAGCGGACAGAUACUGGGAGAACUGGCCAACAUCACACACCAGUACACACCGUCAAGCCUAACACUACAGGGGUUUGGUGAGGAUGCUAUGGAGGUCAUGGAGAGUUUAAAUUUUCUCUUCCGUAAGUUUCAUCAACUAAAUAUCAGCAGUGAGGAGUACAGCUGCUUAAAGACCAUCACCCUGCUCAAUAAAGAUAUGGCAGGUUUGUGCAACAUAUCCACACUGGAACAGUUGAGUGAACGUUACUGGUCCGUGUGUCGUGACCUGACAGAACGACUCUACCCUCGUCGACCCAAACGCUUCUCUGACAUCAUCACCUGCCUUUCCGAGAUACGCCACACCUCAGGUAAGAUGAUGGCCAUUCCAUUGGAGCAGCUCCCACUGCUGUUUAAGGCGGUACUGUACUCCUGCACAACCAAUCAAAACCCCUGGCUAGCCAGCAUCUCCACCUCCAAGACAUAAGCCAUGACUCCAACUAGUGUUUUAGUCCCCCCCCCCCGCAAUGUAUUUAUUACAUGACAAAGUUGAAUGUAAAACUCUUAACAGAUUUGUGUGUGAUUUCGAAGUGUACCAAAUGUAGCGAUUUACCAAAUUAGAUUUCAAGAUGCCUGCAAAGAUUACCCCAGGAACAUGACUUUUGAAGGUAAAAGCCUUUGGAAAACCACAAACUCUAUGACCAUUGUGUUAAUGAUUAAAAUUAAAAGAAAAACCACAAAUGAACGCACUGCAAGCCAUUGUUGAAUAAUGCAGCCUCUAGCUAUGAUAUGAAAUGUCCUUGUGUUACAGGAUGUCACUGAUAAAAUAUGCCUGAUAAAAUAGUGAAGAUGCCAAGGUGCUGAAUUUCAUUAAAAAAAAAACAAUGUUUCUUAUUCAGAUGAUAGCUACAUUUGAGCUAUAGAGAUUUAAAUAGUCAAAAUGAUCAUCCGCAGCUCACAAGUUUGAGUACCAAAGCUUAGUGUGCCACAAUAUACAUGCUGUUGACCAUAAUUUUUUCAGGAUGGAGACUUCCGGUAAUCUUUGAGCCAGUUGCCGGGGUAACGAAAUGCAAUAAGCACACUCUUUAUCCCAGGUGUGUGUGUGUGUAUUUCCUCUCACACAUGUCUUCAAGGAAGUGUGAAUGUUUGAACAGGGUUUAUGUGUUUGUAUUUUGGCGUAGUUGUAGAUUUGUUGGAAAUGUAAUUCCUCAUUUCAUUGUUUUGAUCAUUUUUAUUCCCGUUUUUGAACAUGUUAUUAUGUGUUUUACCUGUUACCAGAGGAGCCAUUUCUCAGGAAGGCCAGAGGGUUGAGUUUGAUGAAACCUCAUCGUGUUGUACAGAGGAACAUUCCAAAUAUUACUAAACAUUGGAAUUUCAUGUGGUUUUAACCUUCCAUUCCUUCUUUGAAAGGUUACAUUUCUGUUUUUAGCCACAGCAGCAGACAAUGAGAGGGUUGAGUAUAGCGGCACGUUCGAGGAUAGCAUGCGAGGGUCGCUCUGAUAGAUAGUGGAGAAGGGGGGUAAUCAUUUUCUUUGUGCGUGCCAUGUUUCUCUCUGUUUUUUUAUCAUCUGAGGCCUUGAAGUGUGUCUGUAAUUGAUUACAUAAAGACCGGGCGAAAACGGACUGUAUCGCUCAGCUGUCUGUCCUUCUGUUGAUAUUCAUUGUUCAUCUGUUUAGCAUCGUAUUUUUCUUCUCUGCAUUUGAAUGUUUACAGCAUUUAAAAUUACAUUGUACCUAUUUUUGUUUCAUAAAG
Messenger RNA from Sinocyclocheilus grahami, 2729 nucleotides. RefSeq names its product nuclear receptor subfamily 6 group A member 1-B. The transcript has 10 exons. The record is from RefSeq and is a predicted model, not a curated record. Gene Ontology annotation, biological process: regulation of DNA-templated transcription. Lineage: Eukaryota; Metazoa; Chordata; Actinopteri; Cypriniformes; Cyprinidae. Gene Ontology annotation, molecular function: DNA-binding transcription factor activity; sequence-specific DNA binding; zinc ion binding. Bases 66 to 1463 code for a protein of 465 amino acids.